UGGCACUCUCCAUCUCCUUUCCCGCGUCAUCAAAAUUCUUUCCCUCUUCUUCAACUCCUCACUCCCUAUUCCUUUCUUGCGACACUCUCCAAAAGAACCAUUCAAGCCCCUUCCUACUCACCACCACCGCCUUCUCUCAACCCUCUAAACAAAACAAACCCACAAGCUCCUUCCUUUUCCUUCCCUGUCUUAAUACUCUCCAGUUUUCUGCCCUGUUUCCAUUUCAUGCCAAUUUCUCCAUCAUGCCAUUUCUUUCUUUCUUCUUUACUAUAAUCCUUUCUCUUCUCUCCCUUUCUGUUUCUCAAUCCCCUCCUCCUAGAGGUACUUUAAUUAAUUGCGGCUCCACCGCCCCUUCCAUAGUCGGCGGCCGUCAAUGGCUUCCGGACGCUGGUUUCAUCUCCAGAGGGACUUCCAAGAACCUUACAAUUCCAGUACUCUCUCCAAUCCUCUCAACCGUCCGAUCAUUCCCUCUGAAAAACAAUCUUCACCGCAAGUCCUGCUACGUGGUUCCGGUUUUCCGCGGUGCCAAGUACAUGAUCAGGACCACGUACUUCUAUGGAGGGAUCAACGGCAACUCUGCGCCGCCAGUGUUCGAUCAGAUUGUGGACGGAACUUUCUGGAGCGUGGUGAAUACGACGGAAGAUUAUGCCAACGGCAUGGCGUCGUAUUAUGAAGGGGUUUUUCUGGCUCAAGGGAAGACUAUGAGUUUGUGUAUCGGGGCAAAUUCGUACACGGAUUCGGACCCGUUUAUUUCUGGCUUGGAGUUUGUGAUUUUGGGGGGUUCGUUGUAUAAUUCCACGGAUUUUAACCGGUAUGGCCUCAGCUUGGUUGCCAGGCACAGCUUUGGAUACAAUGGAUCCAUAAUUCGAUAUCCUGAUGAUCCAUUUGAUCGGUUUUGGGAGCCGUUUGGGAAAAAAGAUACCACUAUAUCAAAAAACAAAAAAACAUCCAUUUCCGGUAUAUGGAAUCUUCCUCCUUUGAAGGUAUUUGAAACGGAGUUGACAAGAAGUCAAUCUGGUCCCCUGGAGUUGAGGUGGCCUCUGGCUUCUCUUCGACACUCAAUGUACUACAUUGCUGUAUACUUCGCAGAUGAUCGUAAUUCAUCAGCCGGACCUUCAAGAGGGUUCAAUGUCAGCAUAAAUGGGAUAACAUAUUACAAAAAUUUUAGCCUGACACAGGCAGGCGCUGCCGUCUUUGCAACGCAGUGGCCUCUUGGUGGGCUUACUACUGUUACUUUGACGACUCCUCCUGGUUCUAGCUUUGCUCCAUUGAUUAAUGCUGGAGAGAUUUUUGAGGUGAUGGUGCUUGGAGGACUAACUCUUACAAGAGAUGUAAUCGCUCUGGAAAAACUGAAACGCAGUCUCCAGAACCCUCCACUUGACUGGAAUGGUGAUCCCUGUAUGCCUCGUCAGUAUUCAUGGUCUGGAAUUACAUGCUCUGAGGGCCGCCGGAUUCGUGUGAUUACAUUGAAUCUGACAAGCAUGGGCCUUUCAGGAUCAGUGUCACCAAGUAUUGCCAGAUUGACUGCGUUGACGGACAUCUGGCUAGGAAAUAACAAUUUGUCAGGUUCAAUACCUGAGCUUGGUUCAUUAAAGAUGCUGCAAACAUUGCACUUGGAAAACAAUCAAUUCACUGGAGAGAUCCCCUCAUCACUUGAAAGUAUUAAGAAUCUGCGUGAACUAUUUUUACAGAACAAUAAUCUGACUGGUCCAAUUCCAAAUAGCCUUACUGGAAAACCUGGGCUGUAUCUUAGGACCUCUCCUGGAAAUCACUUAUCAUCUCCAGCACCUUCUUGAGCAAGCAAGAUCAAUGCACACAAGGCAAAAGUGACACGGAUGCAUUUAUCAUCAAAGCUGAUUCCAAUCAUUGAUUGUGUUUAUAUAUUUUGCCUAGAAAUCUAUAGAGUUUUGAAAUUUUUUCUGUUGAAAGCUUUCUCUGGUAUGCUGGAAGUUUUGCCGCAUCGGCUUUCUCUGAUUUGACCUUACACAAGCUCCUCAAUUCAAGUUGGGCAUUCACAACUGUAUAGGUUUGGUUCAUAUCAAGUCAAUUUGAUUCUUUUUUAACACAGCAUAACUGAAUCAUGCCUCAACCUGUAUUAAAUUACAAGUCCAUAUGCGGUCAUUCUCUAAGGUGUAUUUUUUUUUUCUUUUCUCUUCUUCAUGUAAUAUGGAAACAACUGUUUCUAAAUUCUAUAAAAUGACAGGUUUGAUCA
Messenger RNA from Hevea brasiliensis (rubber tree), 2212 nucleotides. RefSeq names its product leucine-rich repeat receptor-like serine/threonine-protein kinase At2g14510. The coding region runs from base 243 to 1796 and encodes 517 amino acids. The record is from RefSeq and is a predicted model, not a curated record. NCBI's taxonomy places the organism in Eukaryota, Viridiplantae, Streptophyta, Magnoliopsida, Malpighiales, Euphorbiaceae. The transcript has 9 exons. Gene Ontology annotation, molecular function: protein binding.